UUAAAAAAGCCCCAAACAAAAGCAGCAGCAGCAGAAUGUCCGAUCAUCUCCCUCAUGAGUUGAUCUUCGAUAUACUCUGCGUAUUACCUGUGAAGAGUAUAAUUCGGUUCAAAAGCGUAUCGAAAUCAUGGCGUUCUCUGUUUGAGGAACCCUCUUUUCUCGAUUCUCAUCGCAAGCAAGCCAAUAAGUCGCUGAUUAUACAAACUGGGGACUUGAGGCGUACAAAUAGCACGAACUUCGUCGCGUCCGAUUUGGAUUCCCUCGACAGAUUCAAAGAAAUCACCUUCCCUCCCGACCUCGGAAGAUCCUCCUAUUCAGGGGUCACAGUUAUGGGAUCUUGCAAUGGAUUGGUAGCUUUAUCUUGCACAUAUGGCGAGAUGCGAACAGGAAUUGAGAUUCGAGAAGACGUUAUCAUCUGGAACAUCUCAACUACAGAGCGUCAAAUUAUUCCAGAUCCAUUUUGGAAGGGGUACUAUACGUGUCUUCCAGGAACAGCAAACGUCGGCUUCGGCUACGAUUCCGUCAGCGAUAGUUAUAAGAUAGUGAAAAUAGUACACCCUGGGAGUAAUUUAUUGCCAGUGUUGUACAAUCUGAAAAGAAAUGAAGUGAGUUGGAGACUUGGAAAAUUUCGUGGCCCUGACUCUGGUUUACAUGUUCUUGCAAGGGGAUUGUUAUUCGAAGAGUCCUUGCAUUGGGUAGCACUUUUACACGAGACAAAAAAAUGUAUCAUUGUUGGUUUUGGUCUUGAGAAUGAAGAGUUCUAUCAAGUGCCCCUGCCAGAUUGCGCUGAGAGUAGCAUUGCUGUUGGUGUAUUGGGAACAUGUCUUUCGAUGACCGACACAUAUACUUUUCGACAACCUUGGGGAGAGAUAUGGGUAUGGGUGAUGAACAAGUAUAUGGUCAAAGAAUCGUGGACCAAGAUUUAUAGGAUUGACGUUAUUGGGAAUGUUUUGGGGUCGCCGGUUGGGGGAGAUCGAAUUCUCUUGCUUGGGUGUGUAGAACGAAAUCUGUAUUUGUACGACCCGGUUAAGAAGGAAAGCAGUAAGGUGGUUGAAAUCCCUGGUGGCUUCUGGGAUGGACUAGUUUAUCAGGAAGGUUUUACGAAGAUUAGUGCCAUUUUAGGUGCAUUGCCAACAAGAAGAAUAUUCAAGCGCAACGCAUACGAGGAAUAUUAUACUUGGAGGAAGAAAAGACCAACGCAUUAGUAAUAUUUAUUUAUCUUAGUAGUAGUACUGAAUGAAUAAUUAGGGCAUAUUGCCAUUUUCUCAGGAUCCACAUAAAUUAUCAAGCACUCUUAUUUAUUUCUUUUCACUCCCUUUCUAUUAUAAUAUUGAUGUACGUAGAGGUCACCGUCUCUUUUUCUACUUCAAUUUUCUACUUAAUAAAUGUUUACACUUAACGUUUGAGUUUGA
Tripterygium wilfordii is the source of this 1412-nucleotide messenger RNA. RefSeq names its product F-box protein CPR1-like. The coding region runs from base 36 to 1205 and encodes 389 amino acids. The transcript has a single exon. The record is from RefSeq and is a predicted model, not a curated record. Gene Ontology annotation, molecular function: protein binding. Lineage: Eukaryota; Viridiplantae; Streptophyta; Magnoliopsida; Celastrales; Celastraceae.